Messenger RNA from Thunnus maccoyii (southern bluefin tuna), 817 nucleotides. RefSeq names its product chromatin modifying protein 1B (gene chmp1b). The record is from RefSeq and is a predicted model, not a curated record. Gene Ontology annotation, cellular component: ESCRT III complex; multivesicular body. The transcript is spliced from 8 exons. Lineage: Eukaryota; Metazoa; Chordata; Actinopteri; Scombriformes; Scombridae. Gene Ontology annotation, biological process: protein transport; late endosome to vacuole transport; endosome transport via multivesicular body sorting pathway. The coding region runs from base 134 to 733 and encodes 199 amino acids.
AAGUGCGGAAGAAAGAGACGACGGACCGACACACCGAAGAGUUGAAGUUUUUACUGACAAGUUCAGCUUGAUUUAACGACUUUUUUCGCGAUCUACCCGUGUAAUUCUUGAGUUCGCAAAGAGCCGCUUCAAAAUGCCAGCCAUGGAGAAACAUCUUUUCAAUUUAAAGUUUGCUGCCAAAGAACUCCAAAGAAAUUCCAAGAAAUGUGACAAAGAGGAAAAAUUAGAGAAGGCCAAAGUCAAGAAAGCCAUCCAGAAGGGGAAUAUGGAAGUGGCGAGGAUCCACGCAGAGAACGCCAUCAGACAGAAGAACCAGUCAGUGAACUUCCUGAGGAUGAGCGCUCGGGUAGAUGCAGUGGCAGCGAGGGUCCAAACUGCAGUUACGAUGAACCAGGUCACAAAAUCUAUGGCUGGAGUGGUGAAAGGCAUGGAUGCCACUCUGAAGUCCAUGAAUCUGGAAAAGAUUUCAUCUCUCAUGGACAAAUUUGAACACCAGUUUGAAACUUUGGAUGUCCAGACUGCCCAAAUGGAGGACACCAUGAGCAGCACAACAACACUCACAACACCACAGAAUCAAGUGGAGUCAUUGCUGCAUGAAAUGGCUGACGAAGCAGGGUUGGACCUGAACAUGGAGCUCCCUCAGGGACAGACGGGAUCAGUGGGUACCAGCGUGGCCUCGGCAGAACAGGACGAACUGUCUCAAAGGCUCGCCAAACUCAGAGAUCAAAUGUGAAGGACGACUGCAGUGGACUGGCAUCGUAAUGCAGAGCGCUGACACGCCCGUACACUACCUGAAUAUUACUCCAAAACACCUUUU